AUUAUGGCCAGUGUCUCUGUCCACCCUAGUUAUGAGGUAAGUCCAUAACCAAUCACCAAUGCCACUUUCUUAUUACACUUAACUUUCUUUUGGACUUUAGACCCGUGAAACUGUGCCUCUCAAACACAAAGCAUCACUUUUUUUUUUUUCACAAACCAGAAAAUGAGAAACAUUGUCAAAUUGAAUACCUCAAUAUAAUGGACUUGUUACUCUAAACACCACAAAUUGUUUAUGUUGAAGUCUUCCUCACGAGAAAUCCCAUCAAAGAACUAGCUACAAUCAACACCUUAAUCAUCAAACUUGACAACCACCACCAACACAAGUUCUUUUUAUCACAGUUCUCGUGAUCCAUCCCAUGUUUGACAAACAACAAAAAUGCACGUAAAGAAAGAACUUGUUAUAUUUCAUCCACAUAUCGCUAACUACAGAAGGGAGCAAAAUGAAUGUAGGAUCGAAUUCGGUAGGAAACCAUCUUGUUGAUAUCCAUGAAGUCUUGCAUGAAGAGGAAGAAGACAAGGAAGAAAACAGCAACAACACUACUAAUAUGGCGGAUAAAGCAGACACGCGAUUCAACAGGCCUACGAAAAAUAGAGAAAUGAAAAGGCCUCCUAGGAAAUUCAGCAGGCAAGUUUCACUAGAGACGGGGUUCUCUGUGCUCAACGGUGAGACAUCUAAAGAUAAGAACGAUAGAAAAGUACUUGGAAGAAGUGGCAAGAGUUUCGGAGGAUUUAGUGUCAAUGGAACAACUGGUCUUGAAGCAAAAAACAAAGGGGAUUUCAACAUGUUCAGGACUAAAUCUACUCUUGCUAGGCAAUCAUCAAAGCUACCACUUAGAAAGGAAAGUGGAAUCGAUAUUCAGAACAGUAAUGCUAAAGGAGAACUUGAUGAUCGUGUCAAGAAAAGUGUCCCUGCUGGAAGAUACUUUGAUGCCCUUAGAGGACCUGAACUUGAUCAAGUCAAGGAUUCUGAGGACAUUCUUCUUCCAAAAGAUGAAAAAUGGCCUUUUCUACUCAGGUUCCCAAUUGGUUGCUUUGGUAUCUGCCUAGGCCUUAGUAGUCAAGCCAUCCUUUGGCGCUCUCUUGCUCUGAGUCCUGUCACCAAAUUCCUCCAUGUUCCACUGUUCAUUAACUUUGCGAUUUGGCUGUUAGCCGUGGGGGUUCUGGUUGCGGUCUUCAUAACCUACAUGUUCAAAUGUGCACUUUACUUUGAAGCUAUAAAGAGAGAAUACUUUCACCCGGUGAGGGUCAACUUCUUUUGUGCUCCAUGGAUUGUCUGCAUGUUUUUAGCCAUAGGUGCACCGCCUAAAACAGUACCGGGCAUGCUUCAUCCUGCAAUCUGGUGUGUCUUCAUGGCCCCAAUCUUCUUCCUCAAUCUCAAAAUCUAUGGCCAAUGGCUUUCGGGAGGGAAAAGACGUCUCUGUAAAGUUGCCAACCCAUCAUCUCACCUCUCUGUAAUAGGAAAUUUUGUGGGAGCCAUUUUGGCUGCCAAAGUUGGAUGGAAGGAGCCAGGAAAGUUCUUGUGGUCAAUUGGCUUUGCACAUUAUCUUGUGGUGUUUGUCACAUUAUAUCAAAGGUUGCCAACGAGUGAAGCGCUGCCUAAGGAACUGCAUCCCGUUUAUUCCAUGUUCAUUGCAACUCCAGCUGCAGCCAGCCUUGCUUGGGGUGCUAUAUAUGAUGACUUUGAUGGCUUGGCAAGGACCUGCUACUUCAUUUCAUUAUUUCUCUACUUAUCAUUGGUUGUACGUCCCAACUUCUUCACAGGUUUCAGAUUUUCAGUUGCAUGGUGGUCAUAUACUUUUCCGAUGACAACAGUUUCAAUAGCAACCAUAAAGUAUGCAGAGGAGGUUCCUUCUUUCAUAACCAAGGCUCUGGCUUUGGCCCUUUCGUUCAUGUCAACAACAAUGGUCUGCAUAUUAUUCGUCUCAACCCUUCUGCAUGCUUUUGUUUGGAAAACCUUGUUUCCCAAUGAUCUUGCCAUUGCCAUAACAAAGAAAAGAUACAGCAAGGAUAAGAAGCCUUUAAUGAAGCGUUGGACAAAACAUUCACCUCUUUCGUUUGUCACAUCAAUGGGGAAACAUAACUCAGGAGACAAAGAUGGUGGUUCUGAUGAGGAGAAAUGAUUGUAAAUCAACAAUCACGCUGCAUAAAUGCUUAAUAUGGAAGUUGGCAGCACUAUAUAAUCGAGCAAUUAGUCCUGAAGGCAAGCAAGAGGAACAAAGUCUCUACCAGAAAAGAGCAAAAAAAUGUUUCUUCAAGGUCUAAAGCCGCCCUUCCCUACUCUCUAGCCUUUAUAAUCAGAAUGUAAUUCCAGUGUGAACUAAGACAUUAGCCAAACUAGAGGAUUUGAUUAAAUUUUGUUAGUUUUUCACGUCUGACAGAUAAUUCACUUGAUCUCUCAAGAAUUUUCUUUCCCGACAUCAAGAAUCGGGGACAA
Capsicum annuum is the source of this 2433-nucleotide messenger RNA. RefSeq names its product guard cell S-type anion channel SLAC1. Gene Ontology annotation, biological process: intracellular monoatomic ion homeostasis; transmembrane transport; stomatal closure. Bases 440 to 2119 code for a protein of 559 amino acids. NCBI's taxonomy places the organism in Eukaryota, Viridiplantae, Streptophyta, Magnoliopsida, Solanales, Solanaceae. Gene Ontology annotation, cellular component: membrane. Gene Ontology annotation, molecular function: voltage-gated monoatomic anion channel activity. The record is from RefSeq and is a predicted model, not a curated record. The transcript is spliced from 3 exons.